CCUGUCUGCGCCUGUGCGAUGAACUUGAUGAAAGCGGAAGUAAUGAGGAAACAGAAAGGAUCGUCGUCUUGGAGCAGAGCUGUACUUUCACUGAUCGGUUUUAAUGUUUGAUUGAUACCUCCUGAUGACUCCUGAUCAGUGAUUUUCUAACUCAGAUGUGCCUCAAGUACUUGCGGUUAGCUUUUGUCUUCUUUUUUUCCCUGGUCAAGGCCUCCUCUCCGAACAGCUUGACAGAUGCUUCCUCUGGAUGUUCAGUUCAAGUACCAGUCAGAGCCAUCGCCAUCCUACUGAAUGUACAGAUCAAGAUCCCCCAGGAUGUUCAGCUCAAGUACCAGCAGGGGGCACCGCCAUCCUGCCGGUCCACCUCAGGAUCCCUUUAGAUCUAUCUGAUUUAAUGGUAGAUUGGAGAAAUGGGGAUAAGUAUGUCCACCUGUUUAAGGAUGGUAAGCACGAUAAUGUAACUCAGAACAAGGAGUAUAAAGGAAGAACAUCUCUGUUUAAGGAUGAAAUGAGCCAAGGGAACGUUUCACUGAGACUCACUCAUGUGACUGAACAGGAUAAUGGAACCUACAGCCUCACUAUAAUAAAUAGGGAUGGUAAACAAAAAAAAUGCCGCGUUUCUCUCUGUGUGAAGGAGAAAAAGGAAGAUCAUCAGGCUGUGACACCAGGAGAAAAAGAGGAAGUUAAUACAGAGAUAACACAGCCAGUGCCAGUCUGGGUCGCGAUCAUUUGUGGUCUUGUACUUGUUGGUGGCUUAAUCUUCUGGGUGUACAGAUGUAGAACAAGACAAGAACAGAGGAACCACCAAGGAGGCGGAGAUGACCAAAACGCAGGACAGGAGCACUUCAAGAUGCUAGGAGGGGAGGACCAGAACCCCAAUGAAGACUGAGCAUUUCUAAGACAGAGAGAAACAGAAACUGUGCAGCACUGUCCAACUAAUGUAGUUAAUGAAAUCCACAUGUUCUCUGAAAAAAACACGGCUGACGGAGUUACAGAGAAUGAAGACACAAGCUGACACACCACUGAUGCUGUGAAUGUGUACCCGUGAAGUUUGCCUAUGUCCUGAAGGUGUUUACUUUUCUGUAUUUUUGUAUUGCUGCUUUUGAAUCUUGGUUGUAUUAUAAUGUAGCUUCUAAAGCUUUGUAGCUCAUAAUGCUACUGAUGAAUAUCGGUUACACUUACUUCAGUGUGGCAUUUUAGGCGCUGCUUAAUGCUGCUGAUGAUAAUGAUCAUGACACAUCAAUUGCUUUCCUGUUUUUCUAUAUUGAUAAUAUUGUACCAUGGUCAUUUUAUAAUAAUGCUCUACACUUUAUAUAUCUCCUAGAACAUAAUCUAUUUAAGGUUUUAUUUAUCUAGUGUGUUUACUUAGCCUUAAAACACAUAUGUGAAAACUACUUUCUUACCUCUAUACAGUUUGCACAUAGUAGGACUUAUUGAUCGUCCUCUAUAAUGAUCACUAAGUGUAUUAUUAGUACUUUGUCUUGUCAGCUGUGGUCUUGUCAGGUGUCUGCCCUUGUUUUUGGUACUUUUAUGUCUGUUUUGUGUCAGUUUUAAUUGGGACAACAGA
Molecule: messenger RNA, 1567 nt
Organism: Cheilinus undulatus (humphead wrasse)
Lineage: Eukaryota; Metazoa; Chordata; Actinopteri; Labriformes; Labridae
Product: V-set domain-containing T-cell activation inhibitor 1-like
Exons: 7
Coding region: 248-889 (213 amino acids)
Source: RefSeq, a predicted model, not a curated record